AUGAGGUAUGACGGAACUCAAGACCCGCAGGAGCACCUCAUGGCCUUCGAGGCCAGGAUGAACCUGGAGGGAGUGGGAGACGAAGUAAGGUGCCGCGCCUUCCCGGUCACCCUAGCAGGCCCUACGAUACGGUGGUUCAAUAGUCUCCUCCAGGGCUCUGUGACCGGCUUCUCAGAGGUUAGUUGCGCCUUCUUAGCACAAUUCACCACCAGGAUCGCGAAGGCAAAACACUCGAUCAAUCUGCUUGGCGUCAAUCAGAAAACCGACGAGACGACCAAGAAGUACUUAGAUCGCUUCAACGACGAAUGCCUGGAGAUCGAGGGGUUAACCAAUUCAGUGGCCAGUCUCUGCCUGACGAACGGGCUCCUUAACGAAGACUUCAGAAAGCACCUCACCACAAAGCCAGUCUGGACGAUGCAAGAAAUCCAAACGGUAGCCCGCAAAUACAUUAAUGAUGAGGAGGUCAGUCGAGUUGUGGCCGCCAACAAGCGGCAGACCUCCUACACUCAACCCAGGCAACACAGCAAUGGAGAAAGACAGAAGGAGCACGCCAGAGAUGGCGGACCGAGCAAGGCACCCAGACCAUUUUCUCGUGUUGGAAAAUUCACCAACUACACUCCUCUCGCCCUCCCCAUCAUAGAAGUUUAUCAAAAAAUAGCCAAAAAGGGAAUCUUGUCAAAGCCCCGACCUAUGAAGGACCGAACUGGGGGGAACAAGAGCUUCUGCUGUGUUUACCAUAAGGGCUAUGGACACAAAACGCAGGAUUGCUUUGACCUGAAGGACGCACAAGAACAAGCAAUCAGGGACGAAAAACUAGCCGAAUUCUCCCACCUCAUCAGAGAGCCGAGAAGACGAAAUCGCGACUACGAUGGGGAAUCUCCGCGGAUAUCUGCGGAUUUUUUUAAAAAUUAA
Molecule: messenger RNA, 912 nt
Organism: Arachis duranensis
Lineage: Eukaryota; Viridiplantae; Streptophyta; Magnoliopsida; Fabales; Fabaceae
Exons: 1
Coding region: 1-912 (303 amino acids)
Source: RefSeq, a predicted model, not a curated record